CAAAAUUUCUGGUUAACAAACACAGCUUGAACUUAACACUCAAUUUGGUAGAAAAAAACAUCAGUGGAAGGUGUACACAAAACACUUACACAUUUGUUGUUAUCAAAAUUUUCUUCCGGACACGGAAACAAAAUCCGUCAAAGACCAGAGCCGACCAUGUAUCCUUUCGCAUUUUGGAGGAGCGAGGUCAAGAAACAUCAUCCCGAUCAGGUAUCGCCUAUCUGGAAGGAUUUGAAUGCAACAUUUGUGGCUGUCCUGAGCUGGAGCUGGCUUAUAUAUUUACUGGCGGGUCUGGUCAUCCUGGUGUGCGCAUAUUUUGCUUACUGUGAACGCUGUCGGAGAACAGAGACGGUGCGACGCCGACGGGUGAUUCAGCGUGCCCAGGAGCGCCCUCCACAAAAGCGACGUCCUAAUGCAGCUUACCGGGAUCAUCAAAUCUAUCGCCACAUCAUUUUGAGUGUCGCAAAGUACAUGAAGAACCCGGAGGGCAUCCGUCCAUUUAUCGAUCACAUGGACCAGCUAUAUCCACUGAGACAUGCCCUGGCCGAUCAGCAGCAGGUGGCUGAGCUCUCAUUGAACGUGAAUGAUGCGGAGCCGAGUGCUGGUGAGGAUUGAGUUCAGGACUGCAAGCGAAAUUUCUGUAGAGUAUACCAACCUUUUGGAACACAUUCUAAAAAAUUUCGCAACACCAAUAAAGUUUUCAUGAGAGUUAAA
Drosophila bipectinata is the source of this 714-nucleotide messenger RNA. NCBI's taxonomy places the organism in Eukaryota, Metazoa, Arthropoda, Insecta, Diptera, Drosophilidae. The record is from RefSeq and is a predicted model, not a curated record.